GGUUUGGGAUUGCGCAAGCCAAUCAGAUCCUCCUUUCUUUCUACUGGUAAUGGCCGCUACCAGGAAGGGCGACCGGAAGGCUUCCAAGACCUCAAAGUUAGCCGAAGAAGGAAAGAAAACAGAUUCCCCCAGGGUCAUCUGAUCAGUAAUGACUGGGAACAUGGCCACCACCAGGAAUGCUUCACAGCUCUUUUUGGUAUUUUUUUUGUUGCUUUUUUGCCUGCCUGUAGUGGAAGCUUUAGAUAUGAGUGAUGCAUUAGCUUUGUUGCUAGGUGUGGCUCUUAGUUGUGUUGGAUUCUGUGCCUGCCUCGGUCUAUAUGCAAGAAGACGACAUGGAGAGCAAUGACUUUAAGUCCAAAAUGUCCAGAUGAAGUGCAACUGUCCUGAUGGAUGUUUUUGCAAUUAAGGAAGUUUCAAGAUGUUCUGCAACUCAUUAAAUUUUUAUUUCCAUGAACUGCUUAAGAAGAAAGACCAUUCAUAAUGGGAAGACUGUGGAGAAAGCUGCCUCAAAUUCAUAAGAACAUUUUAUAUGUAAUUAAGAUGUUGCCUUAAAAGAGAAUGCAACUGGUUUUCAAUUGCAUAAGGAAAAGCACUAAUAAAAGUGAGGUGCAACAGGAAAUAUAAGGGGUAAAAGAGAAGAUAUAGUUUUCAUUCAAAUGAUAUACAGAAAAUAUACGACAUAGGAAACUUAAUUAAAUUAGAUAUGAUUUUUUUUCUUCUAAUGAAACAUUUCUCUAUUUAAUCUUUUUCCAAAUUAAACCAAAGUAUUUUGUAGUAAGGUCAAGUUGCUGUGUACCAUCCAAUGUUUUGUUGUUUUCAUCUGAUUACAAUUUAUGUUACAGUUAAAGCUGAAAGUUAGGCCACUGUCUCCUUAAAGCAUUGCAGAUAUUCAAAUAUAGCAGUAUGUAAUCCAGUGCCAUCAAAUGUUUAGUUUAUAACUCCCAUAAUCGCUGACCAUCAGUCAAUUGAUUUAUGAGAAUUGUAAUCUAAAAUAUGGUAGCAGAGUCAUGGGUUGGUGGGAAGGAGAGAUGCCAGAUUUUCCUACUUGUAGAAAUGGACACAGCCAUUCUUGCCCAUGCAGGCAUGAAUACAUAGGAACCUUGACUUUUUUUUUCUAGUGUGCUUUCUAUUCAUUUUAGUAGAACUUGCAGAAAUGUUCCUCAUAGAUUAACUUUUAUGAUUUCUCAGUUGUACUACAGAAGAAUUGCUGGGAACAAUAUUUAAAUGACCAAACCUUUUCUAUACAGUAUAUAUCUCCUCACUUGUAUUGUUUGCACACUUUUUAAUAAAUUGUGAAACUUUCACUAUUUCAAAAUAAUGAAUGAGAUAAAGGAUUAAUGAGAAUUGAACAGUAAUUUAUUCUUGGUCUUCCAGUGUAACUAAAUAAACUCUAAAAGGAGGUUAACUUAAUAACCUCCAUGCUCUUUAACACGCCCUUUGCUGCUGUGGUUUAAUUCACCCAUGAUUAAAGAUUAGAUAUUGAAAAUGUGCCUAAAUUUAACAAAAACUUUGUUGAAGCUCAUGUUAAAACAAUUUUAUUAUAAUUCAGGUUUGGUAGUAAGAAUAAUGUAGAAAUUUUCUUAACAUGCAUGUACAGACCCAUUAUAAGAGUGUUACCACAAAUGGUUUAAAAAUAUUGUAAUAUUUGGCAUAAAUAUUAAAUAUGAUAUUCAAAAGAGAUAGCAGAAAUAUACUAUUCUAAUGUACUUUAAAGGCAUUUUCCCUAUAACCCAUGCACAAUCUAUAUGUUCAUCCUGUAUUGGACCCUGCUGCAGAUAUUUACCUUCUUAAAUUAUAAAAUAUUUUAAAAUUUUCUAAAAAUGUUUAGGUAAAAAGCUGCAAGUAAUAUCUCACAAGGGAUUGAAUUCCAACAUGUGAAUCUUAAAAUUAGAAGGGGUUGGGAUACUUCAGUGUGAAGUAUUGAUGUCCAGCCAACUUAAAGUAGAUCCAAAGGUACAUUUAGGACAUCAAGAUUGUAGGCAGCUGAAUACCAAAGCCUAAUUUUAAAGUAUUUUUAGCCAUCAGAAAGAAACCAAGAGAAGAAAAGGUAGAGCCCAUUGCCAUUGAUUGGUAAGGUGGUGAUGCAUGUGGAUGGUAGUGAAAUAAGAGGAGUGCCAUGGAGAAACCACAUAUUGGGAAGAAGUAGAGAAUGCAGAGCUUGGGGCAAUCCAGUAGGAUGAGUAGAAGAUUGGAGAAUACGGUUGGAAACUAAAAAAAAACAAUGGGAUAGUUGGAAUUCUACAGAUGAAACUUGGGAAAGCAUAAUAUGUGAUUGUACUUGAAGGGGAGGAGAAAAUUAGAAGAGGGUGAUUCUAAAGAAAAUUGUAACUGUAAUUACAGUUUUGGCUCUUAAAAAAAUUCCUAGAAGUUAAAGACAGGAAUACUGAAUCAGUUGACUGGGUUUGAAGGAGAACAUUUGCAUGUUGAAGCUAAGCUUUACUGUACAAGAUUAUUAAAAAGAUUUCAACAAGUCAUCUGUGGUACUUUGAAAUUCCAAAUAUGCCCACAAGUUUGCAACUUCUAAUUUUAUAAUAUUGUUAGCCAGACUAUGAGUAUCUGGAUUCUGAUAGGAAUAUGGAAAUUAUCAAAAGGAAAUUGCUGGAAAUACUUUCAUAUAACUGAUUUCAAGUUGAAAAACAUUUUUCCUUUUCAGCAACUCUUCCUUGCCAAAAAUACUUGACAAAUGUUACUCCCUUUGAAACAAAUGGUAAACAGAUUUUGACGUUUUCUAAUAUUUGGCAAUAUUAUACAUGGAAUCACUUGGAGUAAAAUUCAUUUGGAAUAUUGUGUGGCAAUAUAUAGAUUAAAUUUAAAGUUACCCCAUCAAAUCAAAUCCACCCUCUUCACCCUGUCUUACUGCAUAUAUUAUAUUAGUAGUUCUGCAGUAUGUGCUUUAUUGUAGUAAUAAAUAUACAACAUUGGUCAUUGAAAGAUAUUCAGUAUUUUGAGAUUUAGAGCUGUAUCUACAAGAGGCUCAAACUCUGAUGCACUUCCAAUAUGAGGGAAUAUUAGUUAUGCCAGAUGCCAAAAAUAAAUUAUUAACAUUACGGUUAUCUUCUCAUUUUGGACAUGUUUUUUUUAAUUUGUGGCUGAUGUUUAAAAUACAAGGAAAUAAAUUUUUUGAAAUAU
Molecule: messenger RNA, 3129 nt
Organism: Protobothrops mucrosquamatus (brown spotted pit viper)
Lineage: Eukaryota; Metazoa; Chordata; Lepidosauria; Squamata; Viperidae
Product: small integral membrane protein 30-like
Exons: 3
Coding region: 149-346 (65 amino acids)
Source: RefSeq, a predicted model, not a curated record